AGCGAGUCUGGUGAGGACACAUCAAAAAACUCUCGUACUUCCUGUAGCAGCUUAAGAACCGAAUCAUAACUCUCACAAUCAGACGCAUCUGCAUCCAGACGCCCGAGGACUGUAACCUGACCCCGUCUGUGGCUUCAUUGCCGCUGAUGAAAUGUCUCGAUCGUUUCUAGUGAAAAGUAAGAGGGCGGGGCAUCACUCCACACGCCCCGCCCACUCUCAGCAUCAGCAUCAUGACGGAUGGACAUCCAGCAGUCGCUCAGCGGCUCUGGAGCUGCUGCCCUGCACAUCCACCGACAGCAGCCGGACCCAAAACAGCACUGAUGGAGCUGGAGCUGAAGCCUGGCCUUCAUCCACUGCAGCAGGGAAGCAGUCUGGAGUUUGUCCCUCGUCUGACCUGUCGUCCUCUGCUGCUGUGGAGAGACAGCACGAUCUGGAGCGUCUGAUUCAGGCUUUACUCAGUCACCAUCAGCUGACCAACGUCCAGACGCCGCUGUGUGAGAGGCUCCUGUCCUCCGCCCUGGGUUUGGCAUCGCACUUGUGCAAGUCACAUGACAACAGGGCUGCUCUCCAAUUGGCCGGCUCCACAGGCCAUACCCAGCAGCAUUAUGGGUACAGACCUACGGGAAUAUUGAGGGUGAGAGAGCGGAGUUUCGCCUGUAAGGUUUGUGGGAAGGUGUUUAAGAGGUCGUUGACUCUCUCCACACACCAGCUCAUUCACUCGGACACGCGGCCGUUCCCGUGCCCCUACUGCGGAAAGAGAUUCCACCAGAAAUCUGACAUGAAGAAACAUACAUUUAUACACACAGGUGAGAAGCCUCAUGUGUGCGUGGUGUGCGGUAAAGCGUUCAGCCAGAGCUCCAAUCUGAUCACACACAGCAGGAAACACAGUAGCUACCAGCCCUUCAGCUGCUCGCGCUGCCCGCUCAGCUUCCAGAGGAGACUCGACCUACAGCGACACCUACAGACGCACUCGGAGAACGACAGCGGACUGUACCACGGGACCUGAGAGAGACCAGCUGCACACAAACGCCUCUUUUUUUUUUUUAUCCUAAAGUACUACUUUAGAAUGUUUGUCAAUUUAAGAUGUUUGCACCAAAAACAUUGUUCUUCUGUCCUUCUAACUUGAUUGUACACGUCGUU
Sinocyclocheilus rhinocerous is the source of this 1140-nucleotide messenger RNA. RefSeq names its product zinc finger protein Gfi-1b-like. Gene Ontology annotation, biological process: regulation of transcription by RNA polymerase II. Bases 152 to 1006 code for a protein of 284 amino acids. The transcript is spliced from 6 exons. Gene Ontology annotation, molecular function: RNA polymerase II cis-regulatory region sequence-specific DNA binding; DNA-binding transcription factor activity, RNA polymerase II-specific. The record is from RefSeq and is a predicted model, not a curated record. NCBI's taxonomy places the organism in Eukaryota, Metazoa, Chordata, Actinopteri, Cypriniformes, Cyprinidae.